Brassica napus (rape) is the source of this 414-nucleotide messenger RNA. RefSeq names its product F-box/LRR-repeat protein At2g43260-like. The transcript has a single exon. The record is from RefSeq and is a predicted model, not a curated record. Lineage: Eukaryota; Viridiplantae; Streptophyta; Magnoliopsida; Brassicales; Brassicaceae. Gene Ontology annotation, molecular function: protein binding. Bases 1 to 414 code for a protein of 137 amino acids.
AUGAAUAUUAUCACCACGGAUUUGCUGGAAGAGUUAAUCGUGAGGCUUCCCAUAAAAUCUCUGGGAAGAUUCAAAAGUGUGUCAAAAGGAUGGAAAUCGACACUGGAAUCAAAGAGGUUCGUGGAGAGGCACCUGAAUUUUCAAAAAUCAACCCCGAAAAUCCUGACCGCUUACAACUGCGACUGCGGCGUCUCGCCCAGUCUCCUCCGCGAAUCUCGACUAGAAGAGGGCGAAGAGUUAUUCUCUUUGCACUGCGACGCGACAAGACCGUCGAUGAGUUGCGACGGUUUGGUCUGCACCCCCGAAGAAGAGUGUGUAAACGUUUUGAACCCCUCGACGGGACAACUCCAGCGGUUUCAUUCCCCUCCCCUCGUGAGCCGCCGCACUAACUCCACGUUUACGAACGGUACGUAA